GGUGAAGAGAAAGCAAAGAAGAUUCAAGAGCAGAGAGAGCGAGAGAGGGGGAGAGAGAAGGCACCUGCUCGUGUUCGUCUGCCUCCGCCGCCGUCCCCCGUUAAAUCUCCGGCGCAUUAAAUUUUUUGGUGUGCAGAGAAAGGGGGAGAGGAGAAAGAUUUUUGCUUGCCCAGGUAUUGAGAGGAAACGAAAGAUAGAGAUUCCCAUACCCAAGACCCCAGUUUCUUUCUGGUUACGUUCUGAGACAGAGGGAGAGGAUGGGUCUUCAGGAUCUUCCCUGUGACAGCGAUGGGGUGUGCAUGGUGUGCAAGGUGAAGCCCGACGACACCGAGACUCUCCUCUGCUCCACCUGCGCAACCCCUUGGCACGGCCCCUGCCUCGCCUCCCCUCCCGCCUCCCUUUCCUCCGUCAUCAACUGGCAGUGUCCCGACUGUUCCCCUCCGGCCGCCAACAAUGGCUGCCCGCUACCGUCGGUUUGCGUGGUCGCUGGGAAUGGUGAGUCGAAUGGCCUGCUCGCUGCCAUCCGCGCCAUCCAGGCCGACGAGUCGCUUUCUGAAACUGAAAAGGCGAAAAAGAGGCAGGAGCUAAUGACGAGGAACGCGAAGAAAGGGGACGAGGAGGAGAAGGGGAAGAAGCAGGGGAAGGGAGAGAGCGAAGAUGAGCGGGUGGACGGCGUCGAGGAGGAUAUCAACUGCGCCUUCUGCCUGCAGCUGCCUGAGCGCCCUGUCACAACACCGUGCGGCCAUAACUUCUGCUUAAGAUGCUUUCAGAAAUGGGUAGGCCAGGGGAAGAGGACAUGCGCAAAAUGCCGGGGUUCCAUUCCUGCGAGAAUGGUCGAACAGCCAAGGAUAAAUGCUGCAUUGGUCGCAGUAAUCAGAAUGUCGAGGAAGCCAAGAUCAGCCUCAGAUAAUGGUGUCGCUAAGGCGUAUAACUAUUCAAUCCACAACAAAGAUCGGCCUGACAAAGCCUUCACCACAGAAAGGGCGAAAAAGCCUGGAAAGUCCAACGCAUGCAGUGGAAAGAUCUUCGUAACUGUCCCCCCUGAUCACUUUGGUCCCAUCGCGGCAGAGAAUGACCCGAUAAGGAAUCAGGGGGUUCUCGUUGGUGAAUGUUGGGAAGAUCGGAUGGAGUGCAGGCAAUGGGGAACCCAUCUGCCCCAUGUUGCUGGGAUUGCUGGACAGUCAGAUUACGGUGCACAGUCGGUUGCCCUCUCUGGUGGAUACCAGGAUGAUGAGGAUCAUGGCGAGUGGUUCCUCUAUACAGGGAGUGGGGGUAGAGACUUGAGCGGGAAUAAGAGGACAAACAAGGAACAAUCAUUUGACCAGAAAUUUGAGAAAAUGAAUGAGGCACUGCGUGUAAGUUGCAAAAAGGGCUAUCCAGUUCGUGUUGUGAGGUCACACAAAGAGAAGCGUUCUUCGUAUGCCCCAGAGAGUGGUGUUAGAUAUGAUGGGAUUUACAGGAUUGAGAAAUGUUGGCGGAAGGUUGGGAUCCAGGGCUUCAAAGUUUGCCGGUACCUAUUUGUGAGAUGUGAUAAUGAACCUGCUCCAUGGACUAGUGAUCUGCAUGGUGAUCGUCCUAGGCAAUUGCCAUCCAUCAAAGAGCUUAAGGUGGCAACUGACAUCACAGAAAGGAAAGGAAGCCCUUCAUGGGACUGGGAGGAAGGGAAAGGUUGGUUUUGGAAGCAGCCUCCACCUCCAAGUAGGAGACAAUUGCAUGAUCAAAGUGGUGGAAACCAUAAAUCAAGGAAGGCACGCUCUGGCAAGAAAGUCACCUGGUUCCCUCCAGAAAUCCUCUGUUGUCUUUGCCGCAAGCUUAUGACUCUUCCAGUUACUACUUCUUGUGGCCAUAGUUUCUGUAAAGCCUGUCUGGAGGCGGCUUUUCCACCAAUCAGAGAGAGAAGUUCUGCUGGUGGCCGGAGCCUGAGAACACAGAAAGCCAUCAGAAAAUGUCCUACUUGUACACAAAAUAUUGAAGGAUUUUUUGAGAACCCCCAGGUUAACUUAGAUCUGCAAACAGCGAUUGAGAAAAUAAAAAAGGAUAUGGAGGACAAUAUGGUAGAAUCAAGUGAAGGUGAAGAUGCAGAAAAGGUGAUGGAUGGUGGAGAAAGUCCUGAACCUCUUUUAAAUUAUGAAUCUGAGGAAAACAUUGAUGCUCCAGCAGAAGCAAAGGAAGCUGAUGCUUCUGCUAAAGUUCACGAGGCCGUAACUGCAGAUAAAAGUAACCUAAAAAGAAAGGGACCUGCGCGUGCCAUUCCCACAAGGGCCCAAAGCAAGAGGUUGAAGGAAGGCAAAAUGGAAGAUCAAAAAGUGGAGGAUAGAUCUCCAUCUAGCCCACUGCUUAUUCAGUCUGACGGAGUUUUUGAGUAAUUUGAUGGCUUUUGCUCCAGUUUUUGAUGCUAGACCAUACACAAAAGAGUGAAAUUCCAAUCGUGGUUCUUUAUAAACUUGAAUGUAUUCAAUGUUACAUAUUGGCUUCGCUUUAAAUCAAAUUCCCAGAUGUAACCAAAGUAUUAUAUCUGUCAGUCGAACUCCAUACAUGCAGUCAGUGUAAGCGAUAUUUUGUCUGAACGCUGUUCUUUUAUGAAAUAUAAUCAUGAGUCCUUUAUUACUGUUGAAAUAUGAAAAAUUUGAUUAUAUUUCA
This is a messenger RNA of Nymphaea colorata (pocket water lily), 2640 nucleotides long. Its product is annotated as E3 ubiquitin-protein ligase ORTHRUS 2-like. Gene Ontology annotation, molecular function: ubiquitin protein ligase activity; metal ion binding. The transcript is spliced from 9 exons. NCBI's taxonomy places the organism in Eukaryota, Viridiplantae, Streptophyta, Magnoliopsida, Nymphaeales, Nymphaeaceae. Bases 258 to 2366 code for a protein of 702 amino acids. The record is from RefSeq and is a predicted model, not a curated record. Gene Ontology annotation, biological process: negative regulation of gene expression via chromosomal CpG island methylation; protein ubiquitination.